AAGUAGAGAUUUCCACGCAGAAGCGGACUGUCUGUCUAGCGCUGCCGUGUCCCAUAAUUUCUGUUCCGUCUGUCACAGCACCUUCUUCCUUUCCUUCCCUGUCCCCUGGGCGAGGGUGAGGUUUAGCUGGUGGCUUCUCCCGCUCCUUCUUCUUUACCCGGUUCUGCACCUCCAUCCACGGACAGGAUGCUGAAGAAAUUUGACAAGAAGGAUGAGGAGUCAGGUGGAGGUUCCAAUCCAUUCCAACACUUGGAAAAAAGUGCUGUGCUGCAAGAAGCCCGAGUAUUCAAUGAGACACCUAUAAAUCCUCGGAAAUGUGCUCAUAUCCUCACAAAGAUUUUGUAUCUCAUAAACCAGGGAGAGCAUCUUGGUGUGAUGGAAGCCACUGAAUCGUUCUUUGCAAUGACCAAGCUGUUCCAAUCCAAUGAUCCAACUCUCCGCAGAAUGUGUUACCUGACCAUCAAAGAGAUGUCUAGCAUUUCGGAAGAUGUCAUUAUAGUAACCAGCAGCUUAACAAAAGAUAUGACAGGAAAGGAUGACAACUAUAGAGGCCCUGCUGUGCGAGCCCUCUGCAAAAUUACAGACACCACCAUGCUGCAAUCUAUUGAGCGCUACAUGAAGCAGGCGAUCGUCGACAAGGUUUCCAGUGUAUCCAGCUCUGCCUUGGUGUCAUCUUUGCACCUUCUAAAGACAAGUUUUGAUAUAGUGAAACGUUGGGUGAAUGAAGCUCAGGAGGCAGCAUCUAGUGACAAUAUCAUGGUCCAAUAUCAUGCUCUUGGCUUGCUGUAUCACAUUCGCAAGAAUGAUCGCUUGGCUGUCAACAAGAUGCUAAAUAAGUUCAUGCGUCAUGGAUUGAAGUCACCUUUUGCCUAUUGCAUGAUGAUCCGAGUCGCCAGUAAACUGCUUGAAGAAGAAGCUGGAGGCCGGGAUAGUCCGCUGUUUGAUUUCAUUGAAAACUGCUUACGGAACAAGCAUGAAAUGGUGGUCUAUGAAGCAGCAUCGGCCAUUGUUAACCUGCCUGAAUGCACAGCUAAGGAACUAGCGCCUGCUGUGUCUGUGUUGCAGCUGUUCUGUAGUUCACCCAAAGCAGCUCUUCGGUACGCAGCUGUCCGAACCCUCAACAAGGUUGCCAUGAAGCAUCCAUCUGCUGUAACUGCCUGUAACCUUGACUUGGAGAAUCUCGUGACCGACUCUAACCGCAGCAUUGCUACUUUGGCCAUCACAACUCUACUAAAAACUGGCAGUGAGAGUAGCAUUGACCGUCUCAUGAAACAGAUCUCCUCAUUCAUGUCUGAAAUCUCAGAUGAGUUCAAGGUUGUGGUGGUUCAGGCUAUCAGUGCCCUCUGUCAAAAAUAUCCACGCAAGCAUGCGGUCCUCAUGAGUUUCCUCUUCACAAUGCUACGUGAGGAGGGUGGCUUUGAAUACAAACGUGCCAUUGUUGAAUGUAUCAUCAGUAUCAUAGAAGAAAAUGCUGAAAGCAAGGAAACCGGCCUCUCCCACCUAUGCGAGUUCAUUGAGGAUUGUGAGUUCACUGUCCUGGCCACCCGAAUUCUCCACUUGCUGGGCCAGGAGGGGCCAAAGACCAACAAUCCUUCAAAAUAUAUUCGCUUCAUUUACAACAGAGUCGUCUUGGAACAUGAAGAAGUCAGGGCAGGUGCAGUAAGUGCUCUGGCUAAAUUUGGGGCUCAAAAUGAGGAAAUGCUACCAAGCAUCCUAGUGUUACUGAAAAGGUGUGUGAUGGAUGAUGACAACGAAGUCAGAGACAGGGCUACCUUCUACUUAAGUGUAUUGGAGCAGAAGCAAAAGGCCCUCAAUGCUGGCUACAUUCUGAACGGAUUGACAGUAUCUAUCCCUGGCUUAGAGAGGGCUCUGCAUCAAUAUACUCUGGACCCCUCUGAAAAACCCUUUGACCUCAAGUCCGUUCCCUUGGCAACCACCCCCAUCAUUGAACAAAGAGCAGAAAACACUCCCACCUCUGCAGUGAAACAAUUAGACAAAAUAGCAACAACCCGGCAAGAUAUAUUCCAAGAGCAAUUGGCUGCUAUUCCAGAGUUCCAGGGUCUUGGCCCACUGUUCAAGUCCUCUUCUGAGCCAGAGGCACUUACAGAAUUGGAAACAGAAUAUGUGAUCUAUUGUACAAAGCACACAUUCUCCAAACACAUGGUGUUCCAGUUUGACUGCACAAAUACACUGAAUGAUCAGAUUCUGGAAAAUGUCACAGUGCAAAUGGAGCCAACGGAGGGAUAUGAGGUCAUUGCUUAUAUACCUGCCAAAAGCUUGCUCUACAAUCAGCCUGGUACUUGUUACACUUUGAUUGCUUUGCCUGAAGAGGAUCCCACAGCAGUGGCUUGCACUUUCAGCUGCAUGAUGAAAUUCACUGUGAAAGAUUGCGAUCCAAACACCGGUGACACUGAGGAAGAGGGCUAUGAGGAUGAAUAUGUGCUAGAAGAUCUGGAAGUAACUGUAGCAGAUCACAUCCAAAGAGUUUUGAAGCCAAAUUUUGCAGCAGCUUGGGAAGAAGUUGGUGAUGAAUUUGAAAAAGAAGAGACUUUCACAUUGUCUACUGUUAAAACACUGGAAGAGGCAGUGGGCAAUAUUGUGAAAUUCCUGGGAAUGCAACCAUGUGAGCGGUCAGAUAAAGUCCCUGAUAACAAGAACUCACAUACCUUGUACCUGGCAGGUGUAUUUCGAGGUGGUCAUGACCUCUUGGUUCGUUCUCGCCUUGUCCUCACAGAAAUUGUGACAAUGCAAGUCACAGCUCGGAGUAAAGAAGAACUUCCCGUGGAUAUUGUUAUGAGUUCUGUUGGCUAAGCUCAUUUUCAGGCUAUCUGUUUCAGACACCAAGGCUGAAGGGAGAAUUAAAGGUCUCUUUCUACUGCUCUGGACAUUGGGAGAAAUAUUAGAACGCUGGCACCAGUUCUUUCUCUAAUUAGAAAUGAAAGCUACGUGUGUAAGUUUAUAACCACAAGAAUGUUUCUGUGAAAUACUGAAUUGGUUAUUUCUUCGUGUUUGCCAGGCUACUUCAAAAGAACAUCCCUUUUAUACCAAGGUGCCUAAUAACACUAAAGUAGUUGGCUCUAGUUCCUGUUUUAGUCACCAUGUGUCAGAUUCCUUAUGUGAUUAGCCAGACUCUUUACAACUGGGGCAAUUGUUAUAUUUCAUGACCUUUCUAAACCCUUACAUAUAUAUUAUAAAAUAAAAAUAUGGAUUUUAUUCCAGCAACGCCGCUACUCUCAAGAAUAUGAAAAUACAUUUUAUCUCUUGCACAAAUGAUAUUGAAAAGACAUUCACAACACACAGGUCUAGUUGAUUUGGUUGUUUUAUAUCAAACUUGCCUUCAUUUUCAAAUUGUUAAUAUCAGUUGUAGGCAGCCUGAUUUGAAGAAGUCCUAGGGUGAAAAAGAAUCAGGAAUAUGAAUUUCACAAGAAACUGGCAGAUAAUCUAGAGUAAAAAACCAGAAUGAAAAAAUGCUGAAGCAUCCUUUAUUUCAAAUCAUGUCAUUUUUCUGUAUUGAUAUUUAGAAAAGGUGAUAUUUAAGGAAAUUGCUCAUUUUCAUAUUGCUUCAUGUUUCUAAAAGUCAUUUGUUUCAGUAAAACAGCCUAAGUUGUUCUAUGAGUGGGCAUCUAUUACUGUGGUUGGGUUUGAUUUUGUAAAGGCUGAUAUUGUGCUUUGUUCUGUUCUGACGAGAUUUUAUACAUAAAUGUUGUGCCAUAUAAUGAAAGAAUAAACAAUGUUUAACAUUCUUA
Messenger RNA from Pseudonaja textilis, 3746 nucleotides. It is a transcript of the gene COPG1, whose product is annotated as coat protein complex I subunit gamma 1. Gene Ontology annotation, molecular function: structural molecule activity. Lineage: Eukaryota; Metazoa; Chordata; Lepidosauria; Squamata; Elapidae. Gene Ontology annotation, cellular component: COPI vesicle coat; endoplasmic reticulum; endoplasmic reticulum-Golgi intermediate compartment. Gene Ontology annotation, biological process: endoplasmic reticulum to Golgi vesicle-mediated transport; protein secretion; intracellular protein transport. The record is from RefSeq and is a predicted model, not a curated record.